CUUCAUCUAUCAAUUUCUUCAAUCGAUAGGAAGUAAUACUAAUGUAUGAAGCUUCUCUUGUCGACUAGGUUGUAGCGCAAAAUUGAUCUAUUAACUAAUCGCAAUUUAAUGCAUUCUUUCAAUGUGGUGAUUAGGGUGAAAAUGGCGUUGGCGAAGCCUCGAAAUUUUCCAGCAUGAUGUCUCGAAUAUAAUGUCGUUCUGAGGUCGCGAUUGCUGCAUGCUGUUGUCCGGGUGUAAAAGUUUUAGGCGUUUGUCGUUCUCGUCCUCUUGCGAGUCAGACAGCAUCACGAUGGGUCGGUCGCGCGAUCGUGGAAGGAGGGGCACGGGCCGAUUCCGGUUCGACUCGCCGCCUAAGGACAGCAAUGGCAAUCCAAUUUUUAACACGCCAGCAGCCUCUCUCAGCCAGCAGGCGGGCGGGGCGGGGGCUGAUGGCGUGCCGUCGGCGCUGGCCUUGACAGCGGCGUCCGCGAGCAUUUUCAACGUGUGGAACGUGCGGCCGGACCCAAUCGUGACUAACUUUCCACAACUCCAGAACGUUGUUAGCGCUUCACGGGAAGCCCAGCUUGCCGUAGACUGCCAAAUGAGCUUGGCAGAGUUGUACUUUGCGAAUCUCCCACCAGGUAUUUCCAUUGCGCAACUGCGGCAUUUUGUCGACACGGCGGCGCGUACCUUAGGCAUAGGCCCGAAAACAGCAGCAAAGACUCUGCCGAGUAGCACAAAAGAAAAGGACGAGAGUCGAAGUCGGAGCCGAGACCGGGAGAAGCAAGAACAACCGAAGACGGGGGUUGUGGAAGCCAUCGCAUUAGGUAUACACUUACUUUCCUUUUAUGUGUUGAGCAGUGUCGUGCUGGAUAGAGUUGUGAGCAGUGCCGCACUGAUGAUAGAAGUGUCGUGCGGAUAGAAGAUGAAGGAACUAGUACAAUUUUUUACUAGAAGUAGAAAAAUAUCAAAGGUUCUUGAGUCUUUUUCUGUGUGACGAAAGUAGAUAAAUCACAAUCACUCUUUUCUAUACUCUGUCGUACAGCCGGCAACGGUCGCAAUUUUGCAUGGGUGACAUUUCAGAAGGACCGGUGGGCCAUGCUUUGUCUUCAGCUUCACGGUCUUUUUUUGUGUGGACGCAAAAUCCGCGUGGGUCGCACCUAUGCGCAGGUGCGCGACGGGGUGGAGGAGCGACAGAUACUGCAGCGAGAGAGCGAGAGGCUUGCCCAGCCGCUGACCGUGGCGGAAAUGCAACGCGUUUCGGUGCAGCUCCAGCAACAGCAACAGCAGGGGCAAGAGUUGCAGCAGGCUGCGGUGAGUGGAGGUCUGCUCGCACAGCCUCUCGGCAUACUAGGGGACGAAAAGCUGUGCCUACACAAUAUUCCGACGCAAGUACCCGAGGAGAAAAUAACGCAACUAUUGAAAACCUUUGGGCACCUAAAAUAUUUCCAGACGAUACAAGUAGACGGAGAGGAGACCAAAGCCGCGUUUUUUCAGUUUGAAGAUUUUCUGACACAGAAGAGUGCCCCUAGCACGCUGAAAGGGCUUACGCUCGGCGGGCGCGACCUCAAGGUGAUCACACCGGAAGACGCUUUCAAGCUCGGCCUCGGCAAAGGCAAAAUCUCAGUCGGCGAUCGGGUCAUCCCGACGAGAAUACUGUACAUCAGCAACUUCAUGACCGAUGAAGAACUGCGAUCCGAUGAAGACUACGACGAAAUAUGUGGAGACAUUAAGGUCGAGUGCGAAUGCUACGGUAUAACAUAUAUUAUAUAUUAAAAGAUUCGUUUUAGACCACCUUUUUUUCUCUUCGAAAUCAAUGAAAAAAGAAAAAUGUCUCACAGUGAAUAAACAUAAAGACUCUUGAUUCAUCUGCUUUCUAUCCCGUCACCAGGUCGUGUCCUAGAAAUGGUCGUUCCCCGCCCUCAGACGGACGCGGAAGCGGAAAAGGAUCCUGAUCUACAGUACGAGAUGAAUCGGCAGCGCGGUGUAGGUUGGGGUUUCAUCGAGUUCGAGGACGUCGUCGCAGCGAGUAAGGCGAAGCGUGAUUUUGAUGGUCGAAAGUUUGGGGAGUUUCGAAUGGGCGCGAAUUUUCUCAACGAAAGGCAGUGGAGGACGCGCGAUUUUAGAAAUAUUCAGCCGAAUACGGAAGCACAAGACGUGAUCGACGACGAGGAAGAGGAAAUGGACAUGAGCUCUUAAUUAUAGCCACGCUCCGAGGUUUGCGAUUAUCUACCGUUCAGCAAGCAGUAGAGGGGAUGAAGAUCAUGACUGAGAUUAUUGAUUCAGCUCCCUCUCUACCAGUGUAGCUUUGGCAUCUGUACGUACUAGGCGAGCUGUGUGUCCUCCCUUCUUCAAGGCCAUCUCCGUGUGUGAAAAGCACAGCGUUGUCCCAUGAACGGCAUGAGCGAUUUAGAAGCUUGAUAUUGGUCAUUUCCAUCGCGGCUGCCCAAAGCGUCUGAAGCGCCGACGGGGCAAUUAUACAGUUUACAGCGAAUUCCGUACGGCGCCAGGGAGAGAACCGACGUGAAGGGAAGUAUUGCAUCGCCGCGACAAGUUUGGCCAAGGUCACGAGAAGGUGAACGCCAUUACAGAUUCAGUUUUGCAGCUUCAGUGUUUCGGUCUCGAUCCCCGUUUCUCGCCAUUGGUUUACAUACCAGGCAUCCUCUCUCCACUUCAUGAAUCCUGCUAUUAAGGAGCAAAUUAGUACAUGAAUUUUCCUCCAGCCUCACCUCAUUUGCCUCAAGAACUUUCCUCAUUGGCUCCCAUCCUCCUGUUCUCGCCUCUUAGUACUGUACUUUCGACGCAAUUCAUAUUCAUUACCACUCUUGUGAAGGUACGCCUACUCAGUAAUCAGAACAUGACCUAUGUCUAUCUGUCAAUCCGCAAGAAAAGGGCCUGAAAUGAAUUUUGUGGAUCGCCUCAGCCAUUGUACAUGGCUCCACUAAGCCUGCAAAAGAAUUACUGGCGUUUUUCUCUUAUGAUAAGCACGUAUUUCUGGGCCAGCGAGGGUGAAUGUUGGAAAAAAUGAGACAAUCUGGAAAAGACCAAGAAACGCAGAAACAUUGAAGAAUCUUAAUCAUGGUCUUCAGUCUAACCAUUCGCUAACAAGAAUCAAGAAAGGAAAAAUUUUGAAUGAGAAAAUCCUAGUCUCCAUCUUCUCCUCAAGAAU
Amoebophrya sp. A25 is the source of this 3148-nucleotide messenger RNA. The record is from the annotation of a GenBank genome assembly. Lineage: Eukaryota; Dinophyceae; Syndiniales; Amoebophryaceae.